Messenger RNA from Triplophysa dalaica, 681 nucleotides. It is a transcript of the gene ripply3, whose product is annotated as ripply transcriptional repressor 3. Lineage: Eukaryota; Metazoa; Chordata; Actinopteri; Cypriniformes; Nemacheilidae. Gene Ontology annotation, cellular component: nucleus. Gene Ontology annotation, biological process: negative regulation of transcription by RNA polymerase II; embryonic pattern specification. The transcript is spliced from 4 exons. The record is from RefSeq and is a predicted model, not a curated record. Bases 16 to 318 code for a protein of 100 amino acids.
UCAGUCAGUGCGAAGAUGCUGCCGGUGAGUUCACGCGCGGAUCAGAUGAUCGGUUGUCCUGUGAUGUGGAGACCGUGGGAUCUCUCAAUAAGACAGACACAAAUUCAUAAAAUGGUUUCUAGACGUCCAAGCAGAGUUCAGGUGCCUGAAGAAGCCUUUCAUCAUCCAGUGAGGCUGUUCCUGCCCAGAUCCAGAAUGCAGGAAUAUCUGUCUCAUCUGGGCAGAAAGGUUUUGGCCAGUUUUCCAGUUCAGGCAACACUUCACUUUUAUAAUGAUGAAGAUUCUGAGGAUGACAGCGACGACACACAUUCUGAUUAAAGACUCUGAACUCAACAAAGCAACAUGAGCUGAAAUAAAGGGCAUGAAGCGUACAUCCUUCAGGAAGCACAUCAGUGUUUAGGAAACAUGUAUGUUACAGAACAACAGGUCCGGUCAUGAGACCCAUCAAAGAGAAACUCACCUUUGACCCGAGGAAGACCUUUCUUCACUACAUCAUGUCAUGUUCACAGCUUUUAUCUUAAAUUGGCAAACGUCAUGUGUUAUGCUUUUGAAAGCAUACUGUUUUUCAGAGCAAUUGAAUGGUUUAUUUCAUAUUGUCUUCACUUGUGUGAAAUUAUUGUACAGUUGCAACUUUGGUGAUACGUGAGCCUAUUAAAUAAAUAAAGAAAGAAAGAAAAUGGG